CUUUGGACACAGCUGAGUAUUCUUUGUUGCUGUUUCUUGUGUGUUUGGGUAUCAGGUUACACUCUCCGGGUUUCAAUACACGAGCAGAGUCAACAAUGGCUGUGUUUGAAGUGUGCGAUGUCUACAGAGAGCCCAACGUGACCAAUUUCGUUGCGUCUCUGGUGAUUGCCGUUGGUAUCGUGAUAUCGUAUGUACCGCAAUACGUGAAGAUAGUGCAGACGCGCACCUCUGUUGGGCUGUCACCGACGUUCCUAUUCCUCAUAUCCGUUGCAGGAUUCUCUGCGAUGUCUAAUCUUGUGCUGCUUUCCUCUCUCUCGCUGCCCUGCUGUUCUGAGCUCACCGGGUUCGAAUGUGUCAAUUCACAGGUGAGUCUAAUACAGGUUGGUUUGCAGGCAAUUUCCACCCUGUUCAUCCCGUUGCUGUGUGUCAUCUACACCAACACCCCGGACAACACUGAGUACGAACAGGUUGUCGAAGCAUGGAGAAGAAUACUCCUGUAUAUCGCCACUGUGACGAUACUGGUUAUCGUUGCGUGUUUUACAUUCAGCGCUGCUCACGUUUUACUCUUUGCGCAGAUCCUGGGCGUAUUAUCAACGGUGAUCACAUUCAUACAGUACAUUCCACAGCUCGUGGAAACGUAUCACCUCAAGCAUUCCGGUGCGCUGAGUAUAGCAAUGAUGCUGAUCCAAACCCCCGGAGGGUUCUUGUGGACCACAACGCUCAUCAUGAAACCAGGCUCCAAUUGGAGUAGUUGGCUACCGUAUUUGGCAGCGGCCUCCUUACAAGGUGUGCUGCUCAUGAUGUGCAUCUACUAUGACUACUACCUCACGCCAAAGCAGGCUCUUCUGGAUCAACAGAACAGUCAAAAUUAUGUCUAAGCACUAACAUUGGGGGAGGGGGGAGGUGAACUGUGGCAUGAUACAUCCGCACACCACCUCGACUACCGAAUACGGUAGACUUCCCAAUCCGGUAAUUUUGGUGAAAGAUGAGCAAAAAAAUUUACAUAUGUAAAAUCGAGACUAAUUCUUUC
Molecule: messenger RNA, 1030 nt
Organism: Williopsis jadinii
Lineage: Eukaryota; Fungi; Ascomycota; Saccharomycetes; Phaffomycetales; Wickerhamomycetaceae
Product: PQ-loop repeat-containing protein
Exons: 1
Coding region: 96-878 (260 amino acids)
Source: RefSeq, a predicted model, not a curated record